Messenger RNA from Moneuplotes crassus, 401 nucleotides. The record is from the annotation of a GenBank genome assembly. Lineage: Eukaryota; Ciliophora; Spirotrichea; Euplotida; Euplotidae.
UAAUUUAUUGAACAUUUUUACUGAAAGAUGUGGAUAUCAGGAUGCCUAGUUGCCCUUGGAUCAUUAAUCCUACACACGAUUGCAGCCCAUGCAAAGUCUAUUACAGAAGAAGAUAGAAAUUCACUUAAGUCUGCAGCUAAUUUGGCAACAACAAGUGGAGUCUCAAUGUGAUUAUUGGCUCUUUCAGGAGGCCACUUUUUGAUCUUUCUGACUCAGUUCUUAGGAGUAACUUUGUUUUCUGGAUUGAUCUGUUACAGAAUUUAUACUGGAGAUGAAACAUUUAAGAGACUAGUUCCUUAUGGAGGGAUGUUAAUGAUGUUAUCAUGGGUCUUAAUGGCCAUCCUAAUUUCUCCAAAGAUUGAUGCAUAAGUUUAUUAACUUCAAGCAAACUUUGAUAUUAA